CCAACUAUGUCUGACAGUAACACUGAAAGAGAGGCUUGUGAGGGACUAUUGGAAAUUGAACAGAAAAAACGAAGGCGUAAAUCGGUGAAACACUGUUGUGUACCGGGUUGUAACUACAACAGAAGUUAUGAACCAGACGAGAGACAGCCGGCUAUUUUUCACAGUUUCCCCAAAAACGAGUUGCUGAAGAAGCAAUGGAUGAGGAACAUUCGACGUCAGGUCCUGAGUCGGAAAGGUCCAAAUGUUCCCGCUUUCAACUUUACGAUGUCCACUAACAUGGUCUGCAGUGACCAUUUCCUACCAACAGAUUACGCAAAGUCUGAUACAGAGAGAAAACGGGGUCUGAAUAAAGGGGCUGUCCCUACAGUCUUUAAUUUCCAAGAUGCCCAAGUUGAUGAGAAAUCUCCCCAGAAAAAAACCAAACUGUCUACGUCUAAAGGUAAGUCUAGGAGCAACAGUGACGAAGAAGCAGACAGUGAGACACCUGACUGGGCUCUGUCCGAUCAUGAUUACAUGUCGGUUUCCGUCUCCAUCGAGGACCAGUUGGAGGCUGCAUGCAGGAGGAUUAAAACACUGGAGCAUCUUCUUGAAGAGGAAAAAAAGGCCAACUUCACUCUUGAACGCCUUGCCAGUAACGAUGCAAAAAUAUGCAAGUAUACCGGAUUUGAAGACUACGAGACUUUCCAGUCCAUGUUUGUCAAUUUACAACCCUCUGCCGAGACGAUGGCUCGAUGGGCAAAAGUCUGUAAACUUACUGGUACUGCGAUCAACAAUCUUGACGAUGGAUUCAAGACCGAUGAGCUGCCCAUUGUGGACCAGUUCUUCUUGUUUCUGACACGUAUGAGGUGCGCAUUCGACGAGGAUACCAUCGCAUAUCUUUUUGGUGUCUCACAACAGAUGGUGAACAAAAUUUCCAUCUCGUGGACACACUAUUUACAUUCGGUGCUGGGUUCCGCAACAGUUUGGCCAACUCGGGAUGCCGUGAAGAAGAAACUGCCCAAGUGUUUUAAAGUCCUUUACCCCAACACCAGGGUGAUCCUCUUUCGGCCUGAGAUUAAGGUACAGACCUUCAGCCCUAAUGUGUCGGAUGCUACGUGUUCCUCCGGCAUGGUGACGAAAACCUACAAAAGCAUUGUUGGUAUCAGCCCAAAUGGUGCUGUUGUUUUCGUGGGCAAGCUGUUCCCCUACCACACGUGUGACAAAGACAUCUGUGUGGUCAGUAAACUGAUAGAUAGGAUAGACGAAGGUGAUGAGGUGAUGGUCUUGGGCAAGGGAUUCAAUAUAGAGGGUCUGUUGAAGACGAAGAAAGCGACCGUCGUUUUUCUUCCCUUUCUUAACCAGGACAAACCAACCAGCUAUGCUUCCAGCCUGGUGGCACAUGUGGAGAGAGUGAUCGCGCGGGUGACAGAGUUUAAGAUUCUGCAGGAACCCAUUCCUCCCAGUUUAGCCUGCUGUGCAGGCCAGUUGUGGAAUGUCUGUGCAUUGCUGACAAAUUUCAGAGGACCAGUUUUGUUAACAUGAAAAGAUUACUUUGGAAAACGACUGCAUUACAUAUGCUGAUGCACUGUUUGAACAUACAUGCAUUUUUUAAAACGGUUCAAAUUGAGAAAGAAAAACUUAGUCAAACAAUAAGUUUUCAUUAAAAAUAACAACAAAUAAAAUUUGGAAACUAU
This is a messenger RNA of Gigantopelta aegis, 1673 nucleotides long. RefSeq lists its product as uncharacterized. The record is from RefSeq and is a predicted model, not a curated record. Lineage: Eukaryota; Metazoa; Mollusca; Gastropoda; Neomphalida; Peltospiridae. The coding region runs from base 7 to 1521 and encodes 504 amino acids. The transcript has 3 exons.